AUGAAAUUUUUAUUUAUUACAAUUUUUCUUCUUUUUAUCAAUUUCUCUUACUCUUUAAGAUGCUUUACUGGUUUUUAUGGCAGUAACAAAAGUGGUACAGUAGAUAAAUACCGCAGCGAAUAUUGCGCAUCUCAAUUUUGUAGAUACGUUACAUCAAGUAAUGAAAUUGGAAAUCGUUUCAUUCUUGGCACUUGUGACACAGGUAAUAAAUGUAGUGAAAAUUCGGUAAUUGAUAUAGUUAUGACUUUGGAAAAUUAUUACAAACAUUAUGGUGGAGAUCUUAAUUCAAUUAGCGAUGAAGCAAAAAAAUCAUUUGUAGACGUAAAAGAAGAAUGUUGUAAUAGUGACAACUGUAAUUCAGUACAAAAAGCUCUGAUCAAAACUCCAAAGAAAUAA
Messenger RNA from Strongyloides ratti, 396 nucleotides. RefSeq lists its product as hypothetical. Lineage: Eukaryota; Metazoa; Nematoda; Chromadorea; Rhabditida; Strongyloididae. The transcript is spliced from 2 exons. The coding region runs from base 1 to 396 and encodes 131 amino acids. The record is from RefSeq and is a predicted model, not a curated record.